UAGGUGGCGAUACUCCUGCGUAAAUAAAAACAUUUCGUUCGACUGGAAUCAGCUGUCUAGUCGUGUGGAGUAAUUUUGAAGAGAAGUCGGUAAUAUCAUUCUAUUUCGGAGGAGAAAUAAUCAAUAAAGUAGGGUGAUCAAUAAUUAGUGUCCUAAUUCCGAAUUGUUCGUGGAAGUUGUAAAAUGAAUAGUCCUCAUCUGUCCAGAGGUGCUAAGCAACCUCCUCCACCAAGAGGAAGUAAACUGCGGGUGUACAGCAAUCGAUUUUGUCCUUAUUCGCAAAGAGUGAUACUGGUUUUAGAUGCAAAGAAGAUACCCUACGACAUAGUUAAUAUUAAUUUAUCAAGCAAACCUGACUGGCUGUAUGACAAAGUUCCUAAUGGGAAAGUUCCAGCUUUGGAAACAGAAAACGGAGAUAUUUUGUAUGAAAGUUUGAUAAUAGUAGAUUAUUUAGAUGAGAGAUAUAGCCAAUAUCCUCUGCAUCCUAAAGAUCCCUUGCAGAAAGCAAAAGACAGGAUACUCAUCGAACGAUUUAAUAAGGUGAGUUAUGUAUGUACUGCAUUCGAUUGUACUAUAUCAAUUAUAAAAUAG
This is a messenger RNA of Leptinotarsa decemlineata (Colorado potato beetle), 591 nucleotides long. RefSeq names its product pyrimidodiazepine synthase. Lineage: Eukaryota; Metazoa; Arthropoda; Insecta; Coleoptera; Chrysomelidae. Gene Ontology annotation, molecular function: glutathione transferase activity; glutathione dehydrogenase (ascorbate) activity. Gene Ontology annotation, cellular component: cytoplasm. Gene Ontology annotation, biological process: glutathione metabolic process. The record is from RefSeq and is a predicted model, not a curated record.